Molecule: messenger RNA, 1588 nt
Organism: Neohortaea acidophila
Lineage: Eukaryota; Fungi; Ascomycota; Dothideomycetes; Mycosphaerellales; Teratosphaeriaceae
Product: Alpha/Beta hydrolase protein
Exons: 1
Coding region: 209-1399 (396 amino acids)
Biological process (GO): lipid metabolic process
Source: RefSeq, a predicted model, not a curated record
UACAUCACCCGCCCCAGUCCGCAUUCGGUACUGCUUUUUAAACUCUCCCCGCCCGUCUGCACGUCGUCGUCGACCGCAUGAUCCACUCACCUGAUCGCACAUUGCCGUCACUCUACCACCUCUUCACUACAACGUCUGCUUGCCCUUCCGGUUAGGGAGCGCCCAAACCCUAACCGUGUGAGGGCAGGAGGGGCCGGCCACUGAAGAGAUGUACGCUCGCCUUGCCUUCCUAGGCCUCGCUGCCUACACCUCGACACUCGCCAACUGCGCUCUCCUCGGCAGCCAUGGCGCCAAGUCGCUGCAAGAGCCACUCCUCGCCCAAGCUCACCCCCACCGCUCCGUCUCACCCGCCCUCUUCGCCGAGCUGGAGGAGCUGGCGCGCAUCGUCGACAUCUCGUAUUGCGUGGGAGGCUCGUUGAACGGCAUCCAGAAGCCCUUCAAAUGCCUCUCGCGAUGCGCCGAGUUCCCCCACUUCGAACUCGUCGACGCUUGGGAGACGGGACGCUUGCUCAGCGACAGCUGUGGCUACAUCGCUCUCGACCAUGACAAGCGACGCCUGAUCGUCGCCUUCCGAGGCACGUACAGCAUUGCCAACACCGUGGUGGAUCUAAGCACUAUUCCACAAGAAUAUGAACCCUAUCCCGGAUCUGGCGAUGGCGACGAUCAGCAGUCCGAGCGGGACGUACCGCAGCGCAAAUGUGAUAACUGUACCGUGCAUAUGGGCUUCAACUCCGCCUGGAGCCACACUCGCGACCGCAUCAUGCCCAUUCUCCGCACAGAGUCCAGCCUAUAUCCCGACUACCAACUCCACCUUGUCGGCCACAGCCUCGGCGGAGCGGUCGCCGCCCUAGCUGGGCUCGAUCUGCUCGCACGAGGCCAUGACCCGGUCAUUACAACCUUUGGUGAACCACGUACCGGCAACGCUGCCCUGGCCAAAUUUCUGGACCAGCAGUUCGGGCUUCAUGACGACCAUGACGCCAACGACUUGAUGAGAAAAUACCGUCGUGUCACACAUGUCGACGACCCCGUCCCUCUCCUUCCCCUGAGCGAAUGGGGCUAUGCCAUGCACGCCGGGGAAAUCUUCAUCACCAAAUCCGCUCUGUCGCCGGAUAUCGGCGACCUCGAGCUUUGCGACGGAGACAAUGAUCAGAGGUGUAUCGCUGGACAGGACUCCACCACCGCCGGUGAUGCACACGGCGCUCGCGAUCGGAAGCGCGAUCUGAUGGCCUCGGUGGAGGAUGAGCUGCACGACGUUCGGCAUGAGCCAUGGGGUAUUCCCUCGCGGUACAAGCUAUGGCAGCUGUUCUUUGCCCACAGGGACUACUUCUGGCGGCUUGGGCUGUGUGUACCACACGGCGGACUGUGGGAUGGCGGAAAGCAGUUUGAAGCUUCCGAGUAAUGCUUUGUUCUCACAGCGCUCAUUUGGACGAGUAGAGAUGCUUCAAAGCAGCGCGGCGUUUUGGGUCGGAGUUGAUUUGCUGUCUGUUAUCAAGGCUUGAUUUCUAUGUUUGAUAUCCUCCAGGUUCAUAUUCCAAAGAUCAACUAGUUAUUAAUUCGAUCCUUAUAUUCAACAUCGCAUCGUCUCGAG